Sceloporus undulatus (fence lizard) is the source of this 2544-nucleotide messenger RNA. RefSeq names its product RALBP1 associated Eps domain containing 2 (gene REPS2). Gene Ontology annotation, molecular function: calcium ion binding; protein binding. Gene Ontology annotation, cellular component: plasma membrane; cytoplasm. Bases 234 to 2372 code for a protein of 712 amino acids. Gene Ontology annotation, biological process: endocytosis; endosomal transport. The transcript has 20 exons. The record is from RefSeq and is a predicted model, not a curated record. NCBI's taxonomy places the organism in Eukaryota, Metazoa, Chordata, Lepidosauria, Squamata, Phrynosomatidae.
UUUAUUCUUCUUUCUCCCCCUCCUCCCUUCCUUUGCAGCUGCUUGCUCCUGCUCCUGGGUGCUUUUGCCGCAGAAAGGGAGGAAAGAGAAGGAGAGGAGGAAGGCUGUGCUCUGCUGCUCUGCCUCCCCACAGAAGCUCCACUGCAGCAGAGGAGGAAGAGAAGAGGCAGAGCAGCCUCCUUUGCCCCCCUAAAAAGGGGCUUUGGGGCUUUCCGGCUCUGGCUCCCCUGGAAAUGGAGCCCCCACAGCCUCCCUCCACUCCUGCUGCUCCCGGGGCUCCAGCCCCAGCUCCGGGGGCCUUUUCCCUGGCCGCCCCUGAACAGCAGCAGCAGCAGCAGCACUACGCGGAGCUCUGGGCUCUGGUCUGCAGAGGAGCAGCAGCAGCAGCAGCAGGAGGAGGAGGAGGCAUCCCUGGCCAAGCGGCGCCGGAGGGGAGCAAAGUGGCCGAGUUGUUCCGGGCGUCGCAGCUCCCCACCGAGACCCUGCACCAGAUUACAGAACUUUGUGGUGCAAAACGUGUUGGUUAUUUUGGUCGUGCUCAGUUUUAUACUGCUCUGAAGCUAAUAGCUGCUGCACAGUCUGGUCUCCCAGUACGGAUAGAGAGCAUUCAGAAUGAGCUGCCUUUGCCUCGAUUUAUGGCACUGAAAACUGAUAGUGAAACAAGGUACGGUCAUCCAACAGAAGCCCUUGGAACCAAAUUUCAGAUUUCACAUGCAACAGUUGAAAAAAACUGCUUUAGAAGGUUGGAUGAAGGAGACAAGCAGCAAGAAGCAAAAUCUCCCCCUAUGUCUCCCAUUGGCUCACCCCCUGCUUCUCCAUCCAGCUACCAAAGGAUUCCCUUGAGUUAUGGCUAUGGUAUAUUGAGAAGCGGACUUGAGCAGCAGCAUGGAGGUUCCUAUGAAGCCAGAAUUCUUACUCACCAGCAAGAUGGACCAACAUCAGGAAGCUAUGGAUCAAAAUCACUACCGACACAUUCCUCUCUCGUUCGGUCUCUUUCAGUAGAGAGAGAACCACAGGACAGCAGUAGUAAUUACCCAGAUGACCCCUGGAGGAUAACUGAGGAACAACGAGAAUAUUACAUCAACCAGUUCAAGUCCCUACAACCUGAUCUAAACUCUUUCAUUUCAGGUUCUGUGGCUAAGAACUUCUUCACAAAAUCUAAGCUACCUAUCCCUGAGCUUUCACACAUAUGGGAACUUAGUGAUGUAGACCGUGAUGGUGCAUUGACAUUAGCAGAGUUCUGUGCUGCCUUUCACCUCAUUGUUGCACGGAAGAAUGGCUAUCUUUUGCCAGACACCUUGCCAGAGACUCUGCUCCCUGACUAUCUUCAACCAGCAUCCCUCAAGUCUAAAAGUGAUCAUGUGUUGAAUUCUUAUUCAGAAUCUUUGUCAAUAAGUCAACAAACAAGGGAUUUCAGUAGGACUGAGCUUGAAACUGUCAGUGAGGAUCCAAACAAUUCAGAACCAUUGAUUCAUUUUGAAACAGCAUCUCUUGAACCAGGAACAGCACUUGAAGAGAUGCCUGAUAAAGCUCCCUUGACACAGGACACAAUUAAGGAUGAGAAACAAGGUCUGAAAAUUAGUUCUUCUGCCCAAGCGGUACCAAAGGAGUUUAAAGUAUCUCAACACUUGGCUUUCAAAACAGUUGCUCAGGAAUCAAACACAAUCAAAGCAAGACCACGGUCUAGGUCUUACUCUAGCACAUCUAUUGAGGAUGCAGUGAAAAAAGGGGGAGAACCACCAACUCCCCCACCAAGGCCACAGAAAUCACAUUCCAGAGCAUCCUCCUUAGAUCUAAACAAAAUCUUCCAGCAAAACACUCAAGCACUUAGGGCAGGCUGGCUACCACCACCACCACCUGCUCUACCCCCUAGACCUUUUGUAUCACAGGCUUCUCACCCUAUCACAAAUACUGAAUCAAAUGGUCAGCUCAAUUCAAGCUACGUAGACUUCAGACUUCAAGAACAGAUGGAACAAGAGUCUGAGACUGAAGUACAUUUGUCUCUGAGCAGAACCUCCUCACAGGCAGAAGAAAGUAGUCCAAUAAAAAAGGAAGUUUUGCUCACUCAACCACCAUCAAAACCGAUUCGCAGGAAAUUUCGGCCUGAAAGCCAGAUGCUGGAGAAUCAGGAAGUUUCUCCCACGAAAGGUGUACCCUCUUCCUUGCCUGCCAUCAAGUCCCACCAUUCAAUUCCAAGACAGUCAUCAAAACAGAAGAAAGCUAUACAGACUGCUAUUCGGAAAAACAAAGAAGCCAAUGCUGUGCUAGCUCGGUUGAAUAGUGAACUGCAGCAACAGCUAAAGGAAGUUCACAAAGAACGAACUACACUGGAAAGUCAGUUGGAGCAACUCCGGCCUGUAACUGUUUUAUGACAUUCUGCAAUGGAACAUUUGAUUUCCAAAAACUUCAAGACUUUAUCCGCACAAUGUAUUGACAUAAUCAUUUUUCACUAGGGCAACAACACUUGGGAAAAGUGAAUGCCAUAUUUCUUUUGCAUUUCUUGCACCAGUUUACCUUGCUGAUGAAGAAGUAUACAAUCUGAAU